Molecule: messenger RNA, 2671 nt
Organism: Capra hircus (goat)
Lineage: Eukaryota; Metazoa; Chordata; Mammalia; Artiodactyla; Bovidae
Gene: CAPZA2
Product: capping actin protein of muscle Z-line alpha subunit 2
Exons: 10
Coding region: 127-987 (286 amino acids)
Biological process (GO): actin cytoskeleton organization; barbed-end actin filament capping
Cellular component (GO): F-actin capping protein complex; actin cortical patch
Molecular function (GO): actin filament binding
Source: RefSeq, a predicted model, not a curated record
CGGGCGGCCUGGGCUGCGAGCCCCUCCCUUGGCGGGGGCGCGCAGCGAGGAGGACCGCACGGAAAGGGGGAAGUCAGGUGCCCGCUACCGCCGCCGCCGCUACCGCGGUUUGUCGCCAGAAGAAAAAUGGCGGAUCUGGAGGAGCAGUUGUCUGAUGAAGAGAAGGUGCGCAUAGCAGCCAAGUUCAUCAUUCAUGCUCCUCCUGGAGAAUUUAAUGAAGUGUUUAAUGAUGUUCGGUUACUACUUAAUAAUGAUAAUCUUCUCAGGGAAGGAGCAGCCCAUGCAUUUGCACAAUAUAACUUGGACCAGUUUACCCCAGUAAAAAUUGAAGGUUAUGAAGAUCAGGUACUGAUAACAGAACAUGGUGACUUGGGAAAUGGAAAGUUUUUGGAUCCAAAAAACAGAAUCUCUUUCAAAUUUGAUCACUUAAGAAAGGAAGCAACUGAUCCAAGACCAUAUGAAGCAGAAAAUGCAAUUGAAUCAUGGAGAACUUCAGUAGAAACUGCUCUACGAGCUUAUGUAAAAGAACAUUAUCCGAAUGGAGUCUGCACUGUAUAUGGUAAAAAAAUAGAUGGACAGCAAACCAUUAUUGCAUGCAUAGAAAGCCAUCAGUUUCAAGCAAAAAACUUUUGGAAUGGUCGUUGGAGGUCAGAGUGGAAGUUUACAAUCACUCCUUCAACCACUCAAGUGGUUGGCAUCUUGAAAAUUCAGGUUCAUUAUUAUGAAGAUGGUAAUGUUCAACUAGUGAGUCAUAAAGAUAUACAAGAUUCCCUAACUGUGUCUAAUGAGGUGCAAACAGCAAAAGAAUUUAUAAAGAUUGUAGAGGCUGCAGAAAAUGAAUACCAGACUGCCAUCAGUGAGAAUUACCAGACGAUGUCAGACACUACUUUCAAAGCCUUACGUCGGCAGUUGCCAGUUACACGCACUAAGAUUGACUGGAACAAGAUCCUUAGUUACAAGAUUGGAAAAGAGAUGCAGAAUGCAUAAGAUGAACAUUGCAUGACCGGAUCAUUUUAGUGUCUUUGCGUUAAAAAAAAAAAAUCAUUGCAAAAGUAUUCAAAACUGUCAAGCUACCCAGUCAGAGGGCUGUUGCCAUUUAAAAUCACUGUAAUUUAAUUAGUUUGGUUAGAGCACAAAGCUUAGCUAAUCAACCAUUUUUUUAAAAAUUUCUUUUAUUCAGAGAAGAUUGAAAAUCAGUUUAGUUUAAAUGUCUUUUACUUUCUGUUGUGUCUUUCUUUCUUACAAUGAAGACAUGAUUCCUCUAGUUUAAUGUCAAAAGUUUUUGAACUGUUUCAAAAAUGUUUUACUUACCGUAACCCUAAAGUUGUUGUCUUUUGGUCUAUGAAGUGGGUAACUGUUGGGGUCAAUAAUGGACAUUCUAGUUUAAGGUGGUUGAUGGAUUUAGCCAUAUAUGCUGCUAAAGAAAUUGUCUACCUUCCCCCCCUCACCUCUUUCAUUUAUGUAAGAUUGAGAUUAGAGGGAAAGCAUUUUCUAUAUCAAUUAUGUUUAAACCUUUCAAGAAGGUUAUUUAGCGAGCUUAGUGUUUAACUGAACUUUUUUUAAACAAGGCCAAGGUCUAAUGCUGUUUUGAGAUUCUGAAUUAAAUGAAAAUUCUUAUUUCAGAAAUGCAUUUAAAUGCUUUUUUUUUCUUGUGACAGUUAUGCAAAUUAGCUUGGAUUCCAUAUGUCCCUGAGUUAUUUUUAUCAUAAAGCCACAAAUGUAUUAUAAGGCAAAUUGUAAUAUAUAUAAUCCUAAACUCAUGACCACGUCUCAGUUUAUUUUUUUCUUGGAGUGAAAAGUACUGAAAUUAAAUGUGACGUUAAAAUGAAAAUUUUCCUAUUUAUUUGAGUAUAAAAAUCACUUACCAGUGAAUCAUAUACUAUUUUAAAAUACUUUCUUUGGAUGUUUGUGAUUCUUUACUGGUUGUGAAUUAGAGAAGCUGGGAACAUAUGGUGUACAGUGAAGUCUGAAUUUUCCCAUCCUCCUGUGCAUCGUAAGCAUGUUUGUAAUAUUUUAAAAAAUACAUUUACUGAUGCUACAGGAAUUUCAAGCCUGUGGUAAAUGUUAGUAUUUACUGUAGGGAGGGUGGAUUUGUGGUUUCAUUGAAUUCAGUUAUUGCUUAUUAUACUCCAGUGGAAUCCUUUCCUCACAUACUCCUGCGGAUGUCUGGGCCUGGAAAUGUUUUUUUAAAAACACUUUUAUUAUGUACAAUAAAAUAUUUCAUUAGCUUGAAUUGUAUAGAUUUUAAAAAUUCUCUCAAUGAAAGCAUGUUGUUUAAUUUCUUUUAAAAAAAUCACAGUUGGGCUUUGAAAGCAUUGAGAAUAUAAACAUACAUAAAAUUAUGACACUUUUGGUUAGAUCGUUUUUUCUAGCUUUAAAAUACAAGUUUUCUCAUAUUGAGGUUCCAGAAGAAAGUGAAUUAAUAGUGUUAAUUAUCUAUUCCCUUUUUAAAAACACAUUUUUAAAAGUCUAAUAAUGAUUCUGAACUAAGCAUUAGGUAAAUCUUUAAUUGAUUAGCUUAAUUAUGUCAACUGGUCUGUCAUGGGUUUGUCAUGCACUGAAGGUUAAUUAUUUUGACUCUAUUUUAUGGCCUAGAAUGCUAUGUUAAAAAUAUAUAUGUAAUUGUUUCUGAGGUGAUGUGCAUGUUAAAGGUAAUAUUUAUCAAAAUAGA